Messenger RNA from Morone saxatilis (striped sea-bass), 814 nucleotides. RefSeq names its product atrial natriuretic peptide receptor 1-like. The record is from RefSeq and is a predicted model, not a curated record. Gene Ontology annotation, cellular component: membrane. Gene Ontology annotation, molecular function: peptide hormone binding; natriuretic peptide receptor activity. Gene Ontology annotation, biological process: regulation of blood pressure; vasodilation. NCBI's taxonomy places the organism in Eukaryota, Metazoa, Chordata, Actinopteri, Moronidae.
AUGGACACGCUGGCUCAGUUCCCAGAAAUCCCAGCGGCUCCUGAAGAGAAUCCAUCAUUAAUAGCUGUGUUUGUUUUUCCCUGCAGCUCGUCUGACAGGCUCGCCAUCAUGCCCCGCCCCUCACUGUUCCUCCUCUUCCUCCUCUUCCUCCUGGUCCAAUCGGCCUCUCUUUCUGCCGACAACGCCAAUGAGGAUCUUCAGGAGGUGACUCUGGCAGCCAUCUUGCCUCUGACUAAUACGGACUAUGCGUGGGCGUGGCCUCGCGUGGCGCCGGCGCUCCACCAGGCGGUGCAGCAGGUGAACUCUGACCCCUCGCUGCUCCCGGGCUUGAAGCUCCAGCUGGUCUACGGCAGCUCCGAGAACCGCGACGGCUUUUGCUCGGACUCCAUUGCGCCACUGGUCGCCGUCGACCUCAAGCUGUCCCACGACCCCUGGGCCUUCAUCGGCCCCGGCUGCGACUACUCCUCCUCGCCCGUCGCCCGCUUCACAACCCACUGGGACGUUCCCAUGGUGACAGCCGGCGCACGCGCCAUCGGCUUCGAGCACUAUGCAGCGGUCACCAACACGGGUCCCACGCACAAGAAGCUGGGCGAGUUAGGCGAGAGGAUCCAGGAGACGUUCGGCUGGCGACAACACGCCAUGCUCAUCUUCAGCGACAACAAGGACGCCAACGACGACCGGCCAUGUUAUUUCGCUGUGGAGGGGCUCUACACGCUGCUCCUCAAACGCAACAUCACCAUCCGCGACCACGUCAUCGAGGCCGACAACGUCAACUACAAGUCGGUGGUCCAGGAGAUCCGGGACAACGGCCGAG